CUGAGUGCUUCAUGGCGUUUUUAAAUUGUUGCAGCUGCCGACAGACUCACGGAGCUGUCAAAACAGUCGCGAGGAAGAUCGCGUGACUGCUGUUUGGGGGGGGCUGAAGAAAUGAGGACAAGCGAGUUUGACUCUUCAUCUGAUGAUGAGGUUGGAGAAGAGGAGCUGACUCCACUGCACAUCUCCUGGUUGCCUCUAUCCAUAGUAGGGUGCCCGCAGUUUCUUGGAAUAUGUGCACUACCAGGUUGCAAAUACAAAGAAAUCCGCAGAUGUCUGCAAAAAGAUAUUGAGGAGCUCCAGAACCAGGGGGUGCAGGAUGUGUUUGUUUUCUGCACAAGAGGAGAGCUUAGCAAAUACAGGGUUCCCUCACUGCUGGAGGUCUACCAGCAGCGUGGCUUCAGGGUUCACCACAUGCCUUUCCUAGAUGGAGACGCACCUGAGCUUAACCAGUGCUGCCAGAUCCUUGAUGAGCUGCAGAUCAGCCUCAAGAACGACAGGAGGACGGUGAUCCACUGCUACGGGGGCCUGGGACGCUCUGGAUUAAUCGCUGCCUGCCUGCUGCUUCAGCUCUCUGUCACAAUGACGCCAAACAAAGCCAUCGAAAUCCUCAGGCAGCACAGAGGAGGAGGAGCAAUACAAACAGUGAGGCAAUACAACUUCCUUCACGAGUUUCGGGAAAAGUACACAGCCUACCAAGAAAGUGAAGUUCGCUCAGAGCGCUCGGUGUCUCGGUGAUUACUGCUCCUUUCUACAGAGCUGGAAAAGUCUCAAGUUCCUCAAGCUUGCUUGUUUGCCAGUGAUGCUUUCCUGAUUGUGUGGUGGUAUGAUUAUAUUCUUGAGAAAUGCACUUUAGAAUGAACACUGUAAUAUAUGGCUUUUUAUCAUCCUCAUUAUAAUUAAAGACUUGAUGAGGAGAUACUGCUUUAUGUUAUUAGAUGGAAAAUGUUUUGUUUAUAUUGCAAAUAAAAUAAUGGUGUGUGUUAGAAGUGCUAUGUCAGCUGGGAAAUAUAUGUGUGUACUUUCCAAUUGUCUUUUUAUUUAAGGGGAAUAAAACUGCACAACAGCUUUUCAGACAUCAAGUCUGUCUCUAAA
Messenger RNA from Oreochromis niloticus (Nile tilapia), 1092 nucleotides. RefSeq names its product cyclin dependent kinase inhibitor 3 (gene cdkn3). Gene Ontology annotation, biological process: dephosphorylation. Gene Ontology annotation, molecular function: protein tyrosine phosphatase activity. The transcript is spliced from 8 exons. Bases 112 to 735 code for a protein of 207 amino acids. The record is from RefSeq and is a predicted model, not a curated record. NCBI's taxonomy places the organism in Eukaryota, Metazoa, Chordata, Actinopteri, Cichliformes, Cichlidae.